CGCUUCUUCCCUGAUCGCCGGCGAUGGCGAUCCCCCCAUCCCCCGCCGCCCGACGCGAUACAGCGACGGACAGCGACGCCUCCGCACGGCGUCGAUCAAUAACACCGUCGUCGGCGACGCCGACGUUGAGAGCGUCGUCGCGCUUACGAGGGAACGGCGGUGCGACGCGAGGCGUCGCGUUAUCCGCGACGAGAUCCGUUACGCCGUGCGUCGUCGACGGUUCAGCCGUGCAGCAGCGAUCCGGUGUGAGCCUUUCGCGUGCGGGUACAUGGCGAUGGGCAUGUGACUUGGGACACUCCCGUUCGAAUCAGUUGCAAACGAGGAACGCACAUCUGGGAACGACUGGGGAGAGCCGAGUACCGAAUCGCCGAGGUCCCACCCACGACAUGGCCAAGAACGUAGGGGAGAGUCGGAUACCUGUUCCACGAGCAGCACGACCGUCGUUCUUCCCGAAAUCGAGAGUACUCGAGGCAUCGAGGCUCCUGACGGGAAGCCGCCGAUCAACUAUCUUCUCGGGAUGCUUUCAAUUUAACAGCGAGGACGAAUCCCCCACUCCGCGGGAAUUUACGGGAUUCGCAACGUCUUCGCCCACUAUCAAAACUGAUUCGGCGAUAGACAUACACGAUCAGACAUACACGAUCUCACCCGCAUGGGACAUCGACAAGAAUGAUGUGCAACAAUUGGUACAUCUCAGCGAGGAGAAAAGCAGUUUAUUCAGGCUACUUGAAGAAUCUCAGCUGAGUAUGAUCGAGGAUGUCGGUGACACCUGUCUCGUAGAAUCGACUCUGAGCAGUUACAAUGAUGCGAGCGCAGCUCCGCAUUAUUUGAUGCUGAACAAACAGAACUCCUUCGAACACGACGAGAGUCUCGGUAUAUUGACGCCGGACCAGAUGACAGAUUUCACGGUGGCGUUGGAAUGCUCCAGGACACCAUCCUGCGAGAAUCUCACUGGAUCGGCUGGCUCGAAAUUGGCGUUAACUCGAGCGUCCGCUUCGACGAGACCAUUAGUCGACGUGGAACCCGCGGAAGAGGGCUGUACCGAGAGAACACCAUCGCCGGAAGAACUACCACUCGAUCCUAAACCCGUGGAGCCGAUCAGAGGUAACACCGUGCCGGUAAGCUUCGUCACAUCGGUCACAAGUAUCACUAGUCUGGAAGCGGGCUAUCAGGGAGACGGUGAGAAUUCAAGACCAGCUAGCCGUGGUGCGGAUCCACCAUCUAUGGCAGUGCCGCCGGUCAAUCUUCCUGCGCCUUGCCGACAAGAUCCAAUGACUGAUUCGGAUUUCUUUACCGAGAGUGACGCGGAUGCACACGAGGAAAUUGUGCGGGGCGACAGGAAGGCACAAGUAAUCGAUGGCACGCUAUUCUGUGCACCGGGCGAACGCGUAUGCCCCAGUUUCACCGGAGAAGAAAUGGAUUCGAGCGGAAUUUACUCGGACUUGGACAAGCUACAGGCGCCUGGUGAGCAAGCGCCGGAAGAGAAUGAUGACUAUACUCCUGAUACCGGAGAUACCGAACUCUCCCAAAGGAGCCAGCCCUCGCCUAUUGUGGCGAACGUUAUCAUGGAUUACUUACAGAGUCCCGCGAAGGCGUCGGAUGAAACAAGCAACAUGAAUGACACAACGACCUCUGCUGAAGUUACAACGAUUGAAAAAGUUGAAAAGAACGAAAACAUCAGGCCCAAAUCACAAAGCAAAGCCGAUACGAUGCCUUUGAAAAAAUAUAAAAUGCCAAAGAGAAACGUUGUCUCGAAGAUCAAGGCAAUGAUCGAGUCGUCGUCGAAAGACGAUGCAGAAAAGGAAGCGAGACGUUCUCAGAGAUCCGCCAGAAAGGGUGGUCGCUGGGACGCUGUGAUGAAUAAAAUAGAGGCUGGUAAAAAUGAGCAGAGAACGAGAUCAGUUAGAAAAGAAGUAAAAUCAAGAGUAUUGCAGAAUCUCACUUUGUCACCUUCCACGAGACCAGCAUCGAAGAAAGCAGGCGAUGCAAACAAUAAUAAUAAUAAGGAUAAACGGAGGAUGCGUGGUUGGCAAGAAAUGAAAUCACCGACGCAGGAAACAGCCAGGAGUUCUGUCCGUAGUUCGAUGAGUGACCUCAGUAGUGGCCCAAGUAAGGACAUAUCAAAGAGAUCACCGACGUCCGCGAAUCCGCCCCGGAGGUUCGUCUCGAACGGCCACGUCAAUCACCAUCAGGUUCGCGUCAACAGUUUCGACGCGAAAAAGAAUUGCAUCGACGUGGCGACGGUGGAACUCGAAAAAAGUCCGCCUUCGGCGCGAAAGCCAACAAUAGCGAGGAGAUUAGCAGCCAACACCAGUGUGAAACAGAAAUCCUCCGUGACGUCGAUAAAAGAUCGUGAGUCCAAAGAGACUCCUCACAAUACCACCUACACAGUGACGGCGAGGACAUCGCUGGAAACGCGGGAUCAGGCCGCGCAGACCAUCGUGCCCUACGUGGACUUCCGCGUGGAACAAGCGGAACGAGCCGCACAGGCACUCGCUGUGAGCGUAGGCUACUUGGCAUUCGAGCUGGACGCUUUUGCCACUCCUAAAUUGAAGAAGGAUUUCGAAAAGUUGAAGGCCGAUUGCGAGGAGAUGAAAAACGAACGAUCGGCUUUGCUUUCGGAGAUCGACGUUUUACGCGCGAGAUGUGUCAGCAUGGAGGAAAGACUCGAGGUGGAAAGGGAGGAUCAUCGUAAAGCGCUGGACCAGCUACGCGAUGAGUUGGAGACUCUUAGGACGAAACAGGUUGCCACACUCGUUGAAACUUUAAAAGAAGAGAGGCACAAAUUCGACAUCAGGCUGGAUGAAGUCACGAGAGAACAUCGUGCGACAAUUGCGAAAUUACGUGCCGAGCAGAUUAAUGAGCUGGCUCGCAAAGAAGAGAUGAGAAGAUCCGUGGUUCACGAUCAGGGUGCCGCGCUGAUGGCGGAGAUCGAGUCACUGAGAUCUGUGCUCGAGCUGAAGAGUCAAGAGAAUGCGGCUCUUCGAUCAGAGCUGGACAGUUACAGGCGGGAUAUCGAGGAGAAGGACGCUUUGCAAAUACGACUCGAUAUGGCGGAGGCCAGAUGCGAGGACUUGAAGGCUCAGCUUCAAAGGAAAGACUCCUUCGAACGACAAAUCUCGCACGAGAAUGAAAUGCUUCACGAAUCGAUUCAUCAAGUCUCGAAGCACAACAAGCGACUAUCCCAGCGGAACGAGGAGCUGCAGUGGAAGCUACGAAACAAGAACGACUGGGUGAGCGUUCUUGCGAAUCAGCUUAAUCCACGGUUAACUCGAUCCGCAGGUUCGGAACAAAUGGAACACAGCUAUUCGCUCGAAAAGAAUGGCGCUCAUUCGUCGUCAUCGAUGGUGAAGUUCAUGGUCGAAAAGGGUGCCUCCGUUUCUUGGACGCUGGAAAUCGACGAUUUAUCUAAGGGGGGGACGUCUGACUCGCUCAGCACAUUGCCGAAAGUUGCCAGGUCCUCCGAGGGCGCAACGACAGUGUCUAGGCAAGGAUCGCUCAGGUUGACGCCGAACACUAGACCUACCAUAGACACCAGAGCGAGAUCGAAAAGUAUCUCUACUACAUGUGAUUCGGCGCGGACCACGGCAGUGGAAGAGGCGGCCGCAUGGUCGCCUUCAUUCAGCUCGACGCCGGUCUCGCGGCGACGUCCUAGGAAAGAUCAGUCGUCACCUUCCUCGUCAUCUUCUUCAUCGUCUUCCACGUCGUCUACGACACCUGCCGUGAAUUCUGCAGUGGCCGCCGCAGUGGCGGCCGCUGCAGCGGCAGCAGCAGCGGCGGUGGAUGAUUGCAACGUCGGCGGCGGUCAGAGACCACAGGAAGCUGGCGGGGAAGCGAUGAUCUCCGAGGAAACGUCGGCGUCCAGCAGCGAGGACGAAUCGUCCACCGGCAGCGAUAUCCCCCGGCUGGGAAUACAGUUUGCUUGGGGCAAGCCGAUCAAGUAACACUUGAGCGAACAAUCGCGGCCUGCUAUUAACUGUUUACGUGUUCCUUCUCCCGCGUAAACAACAGUGUUGUUUCGAAUCGCGAAUUAUCGUACGGCCGCUGUCUCUGUUCUCUUGCCUACAGUGGAGUCGUUCCACGACGUGUAUUCGUUGCGGAUCUUCGUUGAUCAUUCCCCUUCGUUCGUUUGCAGAUACGUUUCAUGUUGUGUAAUGCCGGCACCACGCCUCUUUCGUUUUUUUUUUCUUUUCCAAUCGAUACAUCUAGCCGAGAUUUAGAGCGAGAAGAGUGGCGUUUAUGUUUUAAGCAAGCAAACGUGCCGCGCGAUAAAACGUUGUAAGUUAGUGAAAUGUUUAAGGAUGAAUUCCACGAUGUAUUUUAAUGUUACGACUGUAUAAAUUAGAUUAGUACCAUUGUUUCCGUGGUUUUUUCAAUUACAAGGACGUUUCAUCUUCCCCGACACACGUUUUGCAUUGCGAUUUAAGGCAGCGAUUUUUCGCGGUGGAUUUAAGAUUAGGAUCUUCGAAAUCCAUUACGUAAUAAUUUUCCGACAUGCAUACAACGAAACUGCUUCGUUUGCUGUAAUCAAGGCAGCCGUGCCUUUCUUUCAGGCAGUAUUCGCCUACAAAGUUCAUAACGUGCAGAGUCACGCAGGAGUUUUCUUUUUUGUUUGUCUUUUUUUUUUUGAACUUUGACGGACAUUGAAAAAGGGAAGUUCAAUGUCGUUUUGGCUAACAGCUUUUAUUGCGGUUUUUCCGAGAAUUUUACCGGAUGUUAUUCGGGUACUUUUAUAAUUACGUGAGUACGUUUUAUAAGCGUCACCUAUUUUUUGUUUUUGGUACAGAGACCACGUAGUAUUGCGAAGAUUAAAUAUACAUAUAUUAUAUAUAAGAACAUGACAAAAGAAAAAUAUUCCUCGUUCCUCGCGAUCAUGCCGAUUUUCGUACUUGUAAGUCGAAUUCUUUUUCAGAUGAUGCGCGUCUCUUGUGUUUUCCGUUUGUUGCGUUCUCGCAGAAAAAAAAAAGAAAUCCGAUUGCCGAUUCUUGCCGGCACUACGGACGGCGUUUGUUUGUAUCUUCGCGCGCAAUAACCGAAUCAUGGAUGAUCUACCUGGUAGAUGCAGCAGAGCAGUGAUAACCGUUAGCGGCAAACUUGUAGCACGUUCCGACAAGAGCGUUAAUUUCACAGUCCGUUCCAUAGACAAGUGGUAGCUUUUAGAUUAUAAUGAAAGAGAGAAUUAAUCAAUCGCGCGCUCGACAUACGGAAGCCAAGUAUUACUCAUCGAGAAAGUAUGUUUUCUUUUCUCAUGUGUGCUGAUAAGAUCGAUGUAUUAUAUACUUCUCGAAUAAAUAAGUAUCAUCUAAAUUGUAGAG
Molecule: messenger RNA, 5312 nt
Organism: Trachymyrmex septentrionalis
Lineage: Eukaryota; Metazoa; Arthropoda; Insecta; Hymenoptera; Formicidae
Gene: toc
Exons: 11
Coding region: 24-3941 (1305 amino acids)
Cellular component (GO): nucleus; cytoplasm
Molecular function (GO): microtubule binding
Source: RefSeq, a predicted model, not a curated record